Messenger RNA from Aspergillus tanneri, 1101 nucleotides. RefSeq lists its product as uncharacterized. NCBI's taxonomy places the organism in Eukaryota, Fungi, Ascomycota, Eurotiomycetes, Eurotiales, Aspergillaceae. The record is from RefSeq and is a predicted model, not a curated record. The coding region runs from base 1 to 1101 and encodes 366 amino acids. The transcript is spliced from 4 exons.
AUGUCCUCAUCUGUCGACCUCAAUGACGACCAAGGCCCCACUCUGAAGGCACUGAUGAUUGCUAUGUUGACCGUUCCAACUGUGGCAGUUAGUCUACGUUUCUGGUCAAGGGCGAUAUUACCCGGGUUUUCGUCAACACCAAUUCGAUUCUGGUGGGAUGACUGGACUGCACUCCUGGCCGCGAUGCUUAAUAUUACCAUGUGCGGAAUUGGCCUCGAAAUGGCAAAACUAGGGCUUGGGAAGCAUGCACAAGCGGUGCCAGUAGAGAACUUCUCUCAGAUCAUGAAGCUUCUCUGGACGGAAUAUUUUAUUUUUGAUACUGGAACUUCAGUUGCUCGAGCGUCCGCGCUUCUCUUCUACUCGCGAGUAUUUACCCAGGUCCAGUCCCACUUCAAGUACGCUCUAUGGAUACUCCAUGUAAUGAACCUUGCUUGGAUGGUCGGUUUGCAUAUUGUCGUCGGUAUACAAUGUGAUCCCAUUGAGAAGGUCUGGAAGCCCCUUAUCCCGGGAAGAUGCAUUGGGAUGCGAACACUUUUCCUGGGAAGUGGAAUCUCAAGUCUGAUUAUCAAUAUCUUCAUUCUUGUCCUGCCGCUGCCAUUACUCUGGCGGCUGCAGAUGCAGAUGGUCCGCAAACUACUUAUUAUCGGAGUCUUUCUGGUAGUUGUGGUCUCAAUAGGACGUCUAGUUACGAUAAUUGAAGUCAGUGAUAACCUUGAUAAAGACUUUACAUGGGAAAUCAUGAAGCCGACUUUUUGGCUAUCAUCGGAAAUCGCCAUCUCGGUGGUCAGCGUGUGUCUGCCCAGUAUUUUCGUCUUUAGUCGACGUCUCUACCAUGAUGGUAUGAACUCCUUAGUCGGAUCCAUCCGACACCAACGCCCGAAAUCCAGAUUCGUCAAGUCGGACAUCGGAAGGACAUAUUUCAGCAGGAUCACACACGGGGAAGAGGAGACCGAGAUGGACGCGAAAUUAUUCAAUCCUCCACAGAAGUGCUCCUUCACAGCAACUAUGGCAUCCGCCGAAUCCCAUGUUACUGCGUCCAAAAAUUCUUCACAACCACCUGAUACGGGGAUUGUGGUGCGGAGCGAUAUUACUAUUACAUAG